UUCCACUUCCGUUCGAAUGACAGACAUUUGCUUAUAUAUAGAUGGACAGAAGCUUUAAACUCCCCUUUUUAAUUGCUUGAACAAAAAGCAAAGGAAUUAUUUCUGUGUUAGUUAUUUUUCUGCAGGUUAAAGAAAACCAUAAAAAGACAUUUCUUCUUCUCUGUUUCCCCGCUUUUAUCUUUGAAGUUUGGUUUCUGGAGAAGACAAAAGGUUUCUACUUUUUGUAAAAGUUCGAGGUCUUACAAAAAUAAUUUACGGGGUCUUCUCAGCUCAAGUUUCAUAAAAACUUUGUGAGCCUUUCUUAAGUUUGGUGAUGAUGGAUAUGGAGGUUAAGCAGAUAUUGAAGAGUCUAUGUUUCAGCUAUGGAUGGUCUUAUGCUGUCUUUUGGCGCUCUGACCCCAUUAACCCCAUGUUACUGAGAGUUGAAGAAGCACACAAUGAUGAACAAUCAGCCGCACUCGUUGAUGAUAUGAUUCUUCAGAUUCAUGUCUUAGGCCAAGGCAUCGUGGGGGAAGCUGCUUUAACCGGAAACCACCAAUGGCUGUUCUCAGACACACUGUUUCAGUGUGAGCAUGAGUUUCAGAAUCAGUUUCUAUCUGGCUUUAAGAGUAUCGCAAUCAUUCCAGUAGGAUCAAGCGGCGUUGUUCAGUUAGGGUCUACUCAAAAGAUUGUUGAGAGCCGAGAGAUGUUGGAAGAAACAGAAAGAGCUCUGCAGGAGAAGCAUUCUUUGAAAGUAAAGGAUCAGUCGGUGGAUCUUGAUACUUUGUUUGAGUCUCUAAUUCCACUGGUAGACUGUGAGAUUGUCCCUGAAUCUUUUCAAGGACUCAGCUUCGAUGACAUCUUCAUCGAAGAAGACACUAAUCCUCCUUCUUUUCUCUUCGAUAAACCAGCCUCUGAAGCAUCCUCAAAACCUUCUUCUUCAGACAUUAAUGGAGAUGAUGAUUCUGUGUUCGACAUUCUCAACUCUUACUCUUUGGACGAUCUGUACCAACUGCUGGCUGAUGAUUCACCGGAACAGAAUUGCUCAUCAGAAGGUGAUCAGGACUGCUCCAUUGUGAUCCAAGGAAACGACAAGGACAUUUUGGGGAUCCAUUCCUAUGAUUCUGGAUUUGGUGCAAAGCCUCCGCAGAAAGGACAGUUAUUCUCUGAGCUCAUAAGCACUAGCCUUAGCAACAGCACUAGUUGUCUCACAAAUGUGCAACAAGAAGACUCUUAUUGUGGCCUGAAUCAGAGCAAAAGACGGAAACUAGAAUCAUCAACAAUCUCAAGCUUCUUCUUUCCGCAGGCAGAGACACUAACACUUCUUAAUCCUCCCCUGUGGAUUGAUGAAGACGUUGCAGGGAAUUGGAAGAAACCUCAAGAAGAAGGAGUGAAGAAGAAGAAAAGAGCAAAGGCAGGAGAAAGCAGGAAACCGAGGCCUAAAGACAGGCAGAUGAUACAAGACCGUAUCAAGGAGCUACGAGGGAUGAUUCCAAAUGGAGCAAAGUGUAGCAUUGAUACGUUGCUUGAUCUGACGAUAAGACACAUGGUGUUCAUGCAAAGCAUCGCCAAGUACGCUGACAAACUCAAACAACCAUACUUUGCCAAGCUGGUGAAAGAGAAGGAGAGAACAUGGGCGUUGGAAGUUGAAGAUGAUGAUGAGUCGGUGGUAUGUCCGAUCAUCGUGGAGGAUUUGAAGCCGCAAGGACAAAUGCAGAUAGAGAUGGUGUGCCAGGAAAAUGGGGAUGAGUUUCUUGAGAUUGCACAUGUGGUGAGAGGUCUAGGUUUGAACAUUUUGAAAGGAGUCAUGGAAACGAGACAGGGAAGGAUAUGGGCACACUUGAUCGUCGAGGCAAAGCCACACAUCACUAGGCUUCAACUCUUCUACUCACUUGUUCACCUCUUUCAACAACAAAAUCCACCACACUCCUCCUUUGACCACCAAACAUGACGUAUAGGACUCACUUACUACUCAUUAUGUAUGCUUUUGUUGAUUUCUUACAUCUGAUUUUACUUUUCUUCCAUAUUUGUUUAGUGAAUGGCAAAGAAAACUGUUGAUAGUUUAGUAGUUCCAUCCCAAAACGUUUGUAGUAAGAAACAUGAAAUUAAAGAUUUUUGGCUUUAAA
This is a messenger RNA of Brassica oleracea var. oleracea, 2105 nucleotides long. Its product is annotated as transcription factor bHLH157. The transcript has 8 exons. Lineage: Eukaryota; Viridiplantae; Streptophyta; Magnoliopsida; Brassicales; Brassicaceae. Gene Ontology annotation, biological process: regulation of DNA-templated transcription. The record is from RefSeq and is a predicted model, not a curated record. The coding region runs from base 314 to 1930 and encodes 538 amino acids. Gene Ontology annotation, molecular function: protein dimerization activity; DNA-binding transcription factor activity.